Molecule: messenger RNA, 3412 nt
Organism: Helianthus annuus (common sunflower)
Lineage: Eukaryota; Viridiplantae; Streptophyta; Magnoliopsida; Asterales; Asteraceae
Product: probable boron transporter 2
Exons: 12
Coding region: 1062-3218 (718 amino acids)
Biological process (GO): monoatomic anion transport; transmembrane transport; monoatomic ion homeostasis
Cellular component (GO): plasma membrane
Molecular function (GO): solute:inorganic anion antiporter activity
Source: RefSeq, a predicted model, not a curated record
CCCUCCACCUCCUUUCUCUAUCGCCAUUGUUCCUGCUCUUUCCUCCGCUUAAACACUCUCUCUUUCUGUCUCUCUCCUAAAUGAUGCGUGUCGGGUUUGCUUUCUGUUAACAGUAGCACGACGAAGUGUUUAUAUAUAUAUUCACACAUCAACCACCACACACACUCUCUCUCUCAUUCACGCCACCAACACUUUCUUCCCUAAACGAAUUGCUUUCCCCUCUUCUGUUAUCAAAUCCAUUUGGGUACAUUCCAAUUUCAUCUAACUUCAAGGUUAUGUUCUUCUGCUGAACAAACACUCUCAAUUGAUCAUCUUCUUGUGAUCAUAUCAUGUAAGCUCAUCAGUACUCGCUAAUUUCUCAUAAAGAUCGAUAAUUUCUCGUUUUCAGCAAAUGGGUAUUCGUUAGUCUUUCUUUUCUUUAGCUUCCAGCUUUUCUUUAACUUAUCUUGAACUUUGAUUCCUUUCUCAACGUUCAUAAUAUGUAAUUAUUCUUGUAAUUUCACUGCACACCAACUGUUCGAUGAAAUGCCUUUGCUUUUUUGCUAAUUAAACAAGGGUUAUGAGGUGAUGGAUCUGCUUUUUGAUCAAGUCAACCGUUAGUUGAGGGGUCUUAAUAGAUGGAGAGUACUUUGAUAUCUCGUUAAUCUAUCGAUUUCCAAUGAAUUCAAUUCGUUAGUUUGAACAUUUGGUUAUGGAGUUUACAAAAGGAUAGGUUCUUCUGGUUCCAAUUCAAUGAUUCAUUACUUGAUUCUUUGAUUAUUUUUUUAAAAUAUAUACUCAUUGAUUCUUUACUAGUCUCCUGAGAUGUAAUGAUCAGCAAUUGCAGAUAUUACAACUUUCAUGAUCUCAUGGAGAUCAUUGUAUAAUAAAGAUAUAUGACACAACAUAAAUAUUUCAAUCAUCACUCAUCUAGUGAUGUAGUAAUAAAAAUCCUUGUGUUUCUGCCCAUUUCUGCACUUAUCUUCGGUAUGCACGUUUGAAUCUUUGUGUUUUUCGCCUUUUCGAUAUCGAAACCGUUUGUUGAAUAAUAAAAAAAAAAAAAUCAAAACACUCAUAUUUAUAUGGAAGAAACAUUCGUUCCGUUUCGUGGGAUCGGUAAUGAUCUCAAAGGAAGAUUACUGUGCUACAAACAAGACUGGACAGGCGGCAUCCGGGCCGGUAUCAGGAUUCUGGCUCCAACGACGUAUAUAUUCUUUGCUUCAGCGAUACCGGUUAUAUCUUUUGGGGAGCAACUAGAAAGAGAUACUGAGGGAAGUUUAACUGCAGUCCAAACUCUAGCCUCAACCGCGCUUUGUGGGAUAAUUCACUCUAUAAUCGGAGGGCAACCGCUUCUUAUAUUAGGUGUUGCUGAACCGACGGUGUUAAUGUACACUUUUAUGUUCAACUUUGCUAAGGACCAAAAGGAGUUAGGGAAACCUCUUUUCUUAGCCUGGGCUGCAUGGGUUUGUGUGUGGACGGCUUUUCUGUUGGUGUUGUUGUCUAUUUUGGGUGCUUGCUCAAUCAUCAAUAGAUUCACACGCAUAGCUGGUGAAUUAUUCGGUCUGUUAAUCGCAAUGCUCUUUAUGCAGCAAGCUAUUAAAGGAGUUGUGGAUGAGUUUGGUAUACCGAAAAGUCAAAACCCUAAUCAACCUGCUAUGCAAUCUUCAUGGCGUUUUGGAAACGGAAUGUUUGCUUUGGUUUUAUCUUUUGGUCUUCUCCUUACUUCUUUACAAAGCCGUAAAGCAAGAUCUUGGCGAUACGGAACAGGGUGGCUAAGAGGAUUUAUUGCGGAUUACGGGGUCCCACUUAUGGUGGUUGUUUGGACCGGUGUGUCAUACAUACCAACCAAAAGUGUCCCAGAAGGAAUACCGAGACGGCUUUUUAGUCCAAAUCCAUGGUCUCCUGGCGCUUAUUCAAAUUGGACCAUUGCAAAGGAUAUGCUGAACGUCCCGCUUGUUUAUAUAAUCGGAGCCGUUGUUCCAGCCACCAUGAUUGCCGUUCUUUACUAUUUUGACCACAGUGUUGCAUCUCAACUUGCACAACAAAAAGAGUUUAAUUUAAAGAAACCACCUUCAUAUCACUAUGACCUCCUUCUUUUGGGCUUUUUGACGUUACUAUGUGGGUUAAUUGGCAUUCCUCCCGCCAAUGGAGUCAUUCCGCAAUCUCCUAUGCACACAAAGAGCUUAGCCACCUUAAAACAUCAGCUGCUACGGAAUAAACUUGUAUCUACAGCUAGAAGAAGUAUCCGUGAAAACUCAAACUUGGGUGAUUUGUACCGAAACAUGCAGCAAGCAUACAACGAAAUGCAGACUCCACUCAUUUAUCAACAUCCGUCAACUCUGGGACUAAAAGAGCUAAAAGAAACAACAAUACAACAAGCUUCUAGUGGUGGUUACAUUGACGCACCUGUUGAUGAAACCGUUUUCGAUGUGAAUAAAGACGUUGAUGAUUUGUUGAACGUUGAAGUGAAAGAACAACGUUUGAGCAAUUUGUUACAAGCGUUAAUGGUUGGUGGUUGUGUUGGUGCUAUGCCUGUUCUUAAAAAGAUUCCCACUUCGGUACUUUGGGGCUAUUUUGCGUUUAUGGCGAUUGAGAGUUUGCCCGGUAAUCAAUUUUGGGAGAGAAUAUUGUUACUGUUUACGGCUCCGAGUCGAAGAUACAAGGUUCUGGAAGAAAAUCAUGCUACUUUUGUAGAAACGGUGCCUUUCAAGACGGUUGCGUUUUUCACGGUUUUUCAAACGGUUUACUUGCUUGCUUGUUUUGGCAUAACUUGGAUCCCGAUUGCUAGCGUUCUUUUCCCACUUUUAAUCAUGCUUCUUGUUCCCGCAAGACAAUAUUUGCUUCCGAAAUUUUUCAAAGGUGCUCAUCUUCAAGAUUUGGAUGCUGCGGAAUACGAAGAAGCACCUCCCUCAACCUACAAUAUUGCAUUUGGUGAGGAGGAUGUUCAUUCAAGAACAUCUCAAGUUGAUAGUGGGGAAGCUCUUGAUGGAAUUAUAACAAGAAGCCGAGGAGAGAUCCGUCAUUCUAACAGUCCAAAAGUAACAAGCUCGAGCCAAAGCCCACGAGAAAUGCAGCCUUCGUAUAGCCCACGUGUGUCGCAACGAGCUUUUAGCCCAAAUUUGCACGAUUUAAGGGUCGAUAAGAGUCCUAGAUCACCUGGAAAAGGGCUAGAAAUCAAGCGAACUCCAAGUCCUGGUCCGUCUAAUCUUGGUCAAACUAGUAAAGGUUCUUCCGCAUGAAACCUUUGCAAAUUUAACGAUGAUUAAGAGGUUUCUGUCAUGAUUGUGUGUUUAAUGUUUCUUUUGUAAUGUUUGUAAGGUGUCAACAGUUGUAUAAUUUAUGCAUGUUUUCAUUUUUAUUGUAUGUGUAUGGUAUGGGCAGAAAACAAGUAAUCAAACUUGUAAUGAAAUAAUGUUAAAUGUUUUUUUCUUUC